Molecule: messenger RNA, 1781 nt
Organism: Sinocyclocheilus grahami
Lineage: Eukaryota; Metazoa; Chordata; Actinopteri; Cypriniformes; Cyprinidae
Gene: irf10
Product: interferon regulatory factor 10
Exons: 9
Coding region: 450-1655 (401 amino acids)
Biological process (GO): immune system process; regulation of transcription by RNA polymerase II
Cellular component (GO): nucleus
Molecular function (GO): DNA-binding transcription factor activity, RNA polymerase II-specific; RNA polymerase II cis-regulatory region sequence-specific DNA binding; protein binding
Source: RefSeq, a predicted model, not a curated record
CGCACUUUGCAGACGGUCCCUGCGGACUUGUCUCUCAGACGCCAGCGCAUUGAGAUCAAUGUAUUUUGUACAGAGCGGAGGAAAGCUUGUUUUGAGGAAAACUCGCUUGUAGCUCGUUUUCUACAUCACUGCGAAAGAAAAGAGGCGUCAAUUUUGUAGUAAAACAUUUUGCUCGUGAGUUAUUGAUCCAGAAGCCAGAAGUCGAGUCUGUGAAUAUCUUGCUAGCUUUACCGAGCUCCGAAUCAAAGAGUAAACACGGUGCAAAUAAGAGAUGUGUCGUGGCGUGCAGAAACCCUCUUUGACUGCAACGGGAGCUUUAGCAAGAGUGCAGAACUCAUUACAGAAGUAACGACAGCUCCAUGCAUUGUGUUCGGAAGGCUCUUCGCUUGGUUUGUUUCGCCAGAACAGCAUUCUGCAUUCACAUGCUUGCAGCAGUGUCGGCGCACUAAAUGACACGCUUCGUGUCUUCGUGUUGUUUCUGCAGGCAGAGAUUGAUGGAAGACGGGUCGAGGCACAUGCGACUGAGAGAAUGGCUGAUAGCACAGAUAGACAGCGGGGAAUACGCUGGACUGAGCUGGGAAAAUGAGGAGAAAACCAUGUUCAGGAUUCCCUGGAAACACGCAGCCAAACAGGACUACAGACAGAACCAGGACGCCGCACUGUUUAAGGCAUGGGCCAUGUACAAGGGUAAGUUUCAAGAGGGCAGGGACAAAGCAGACCCCUCUACGUGGAAAACGCGUCUGCGCUGUGCCCUCAACAAGAGCACAGACUUCCAGGAGGUUCCUGAGCGCAGCCAGCUGGAUAUCUCUGAGCCGUACAAGGUCUACCGGAUCCUGGACGACACAGGGAGAGCUGCAGACCCUGCUGGAAUAUCACUGGACAGUGACUGCAGCAAAGCCUUGAGAGACACACAUCUGCCCAUGCAGCAGGACAGUUCGCUUGGUGACUCAAACAAAGCUGCUGGAUGGAGUGUGAAUGGCAGGGCGUAUGCGUGUCCCAGCACAGGCACUAACUCCAUUCCUCUAUACCCGUCUCAGGUCCCCAUAACUGACUGCCGCCUGGAGGUGCGCUUGUUCUAUCACGGUAACCUGGUGCAGAAUCUCGUCACUACGUCUCCAGACGGCUGCUUCAUUCUGCAGGGCUGCGCUCCGGUGGGGAACGAGCGCAUCUACGGGCCUUGUGAAGCCAAGAAGGUCUUCUUCCCCUGUCCAGACAUUAUAAACCUGCCCCCGGGCAUCUCCGAAGCCAUGACCCGUCUUCUGCCGCACCUGGAGAAAGGUGUGCUGGUGUGGGUGGCCCCAGACGGUGUGUUCAUCAAGCGCUUCUGCCAGGGCCGCGUGUACUGGGACGGCCCUCUGGCAGAGCACAGACAGAAACCGAACAAACUGGAGAGAGAGAGGACCUGCAAACUCCUGGACAUGACCAUCUUCUUGCAAGAGUUACAAAACCACCGGCAGGGCACUGGUCCCGAGCCACAGUACACAGUGGACCUGUGCUUCGGAGAGGAGUUCCCUGACCCCAGCCAGCCAAAGACCAAGAAGCUCAUCACUGCACAAGUGAUUCCUCUGUUUGCUGUAGAGUGUCUCCGCAGGCAUAAUGCACCUAAUAAUGUGGAGAGGAAGCAAUCACCGCCACACAGGAAAACCAAUGAAUAAACAUACCUUAAUCAGAACAGCACACGUUUCACCAUCCCUGUGUAGGAAUUCACCAGCAAUGACAUGAGUAAAUUACAAUUAUAAUAAUAAAAUAUUAAUAAUACAAAUGGAAGUGUCUGUAUCUAA